AUGGAAACAUCAAUGGAAUCUGUGGGAAAAACCAAGAAUCUUCAAGAAUGUUUGCAAAUCUGCGAGAAAAAUGUCAGUUGCCACGUGGCAUUUCGAAACUCCACAACGAAAAUCUGUCAACUCGCCGAAUUCGGAUAUGUGACUUUGCUGAGAAAAUCGAAUAUUUUUGCGGGUGCCGAAAUUGGUGUGAAAAUUAAUUUGGAGAAGGAAAAUUGCGGGCGACAUUCGAAAUCGGAAAUUUUGCAAGGUUUUCGAAUGGAACCGCCGAAUAGUUUGGUUGGAAAUGCGACGAGAUAUUGGCAAAUUAUGCAGAAAUCGGGAGGAGGAAUUAGGUUUAUGAUCAAUUAUCCAAGUGAGGAUUUAGGGCUAGGCAUUUGAAUUCACAUGUGGAUUUUUGGGCUUAAUCCUGUACUGCAACAUUUUUUUCAUUUUUGAAAAAAUUUCAAUGAAUUUAAAAAUUAAUUUUUUCCUUUCGUAUUUCGUAACCAAUAAUCAAAAUUUUCAAAUCUUUCAAUAAUUUACCUUCAAUUUUUGAAGUUUUUUUCCUUAAAAGCUGGUUUUGACAUAUUUUUUAAAAAAGUAUUCUAUAGGAAAAAAUAGUUCCAAAAAAUAUGAAAGAUUUUUAAAACAGCAAAAUAAAAAUUAUUUUUGCAUAGAAAAAUUAUUUUAUGUAGAACAUUUUCAGAUGCUCUCAAAUUUUCAUAUAAAAUUUUUGAAACAGUGAACUUCUUUUUUUGCAGAACAACUAUCGCACGGUGAUUGUUGGGGUGAUUGGUACGAGGAAAUCAUCACGCCAUUCUGCUACAAUUAUUUCUUCGCACCAAACUACACUCUAGUCUCAGCACGUGAGAAAUGCGCGAUUUUCGACGGUAAUUUGUAUGGUUUCAAUUGGCUGGAAGAUAAUGUAUUUUUUGCGGCGCGAAAUAUGAUGGCAAGAAAUAUUGAAAAAGGAAGAAUAUUAUUAGGAGCCAGAAGGAAAUAUGAAUGUUAUAUGAGCAAUAAAACGGCUGAUAAUUGUGAUGGAACUAAUGCUUUUGAAUGGAUUGAUCCAUUGACUACAAGAAAAAAUAUGAAAUUUGAAGUGGAUAAUAUUAACAAGUUGGUUUUCUAGGGGCAAAAACAUGUUUUUGGUCCCCCCUUCUCCUAAAAUCCCCAUUUUACAGAGAAUGCUACGCUUUGGAAAUUCCGAAUUCCUCAAAACCUUUGGAAUAUAAAUUCGUCAAUGUCUUGUGAGUUUUUUCCAAAAAUCCAAUUUUUCAAAUAAUUAAUUUCAGUUGCGAUGGAAAAGAUGAGAAUAUUGUUGGAAUUUCUUGUUCAACUCCACUUAUUCGAAAUUUGAACGCAUUUUAUUGA
This is a messenger RNA of Caenorhabditis angaria, 1353 nucleotides long. Lineage: Eukaryota; Metazoa; Nematoda; Chromadorea; Rhabditida; Rhabditidae. The record is from the annotation of a GenBank genome assembly.